UCGCAUGGAGCCUUCAUCGCCCUCCACCUCCUCGCCCGGGAGCCCAAGCGCUACCAGGCGUGCGCCCUGCGCAACCCCGUCUCCAACCUGCCCGCCCUGCUGGGCACCUCCGACAUCCCCGACUGGCGCUACGUGUCCCUGGGGCUGCCCUACUCCUUUGAGCGGGUGCCCCGUGCCGAGGACCUAGCCACCAUGCUGCAGCGCUCGCCCAUCGCCCAGGUGCACCGGGUACGGGCGCCGGUGCUGCUGUGCGUGGGUGCCCGGGACCGGCGGGUCAGCCCCACGCAGGCGCUGGAGCUGUACCGGGUGCUGCGGGCCAGCGGGGUGCCGGCACGGCUGCUGUGGUACCCGGAGGGCGGCCACGCGCUGGCAGGCACAGAGACGGAGGCCGAUGUUUUUGGGAACUGCGCCCGCUGGUUCCUCCAACACCUGAGACAGCCCCGGCACAGCCCCUAGCACCUGCAGCUGCCCUGUGGCCGUGCUGGCCUUGGAGUAACCGGGGGUCCUGGGGAGGGCACCGGGACCACAGGAGAACGGAGCAAGUGGCGGCACAGGAUGGAAAUGGGGAUGUGGGCUUGCCUCUAAAUAAACGUGUGCCACCUCGUG
Molecule: messenger RNA, 606 nt
Organism: Oxyura jamaicensis (ruddy duck)
Lineage: Eukaryota; Metazoa; Chordata; Aves; Anseriformes; Anatidae
Product: acylamino-acid-releasing enzyme-like
Exons: 4
Coding region: 193-456 (87 amino acids)
Biological process (GO): proteolysis
Molecular function (GO): serine-type endopeptidase activity
Source: RefSeq, a predicted model, not a curated record